This is a messenger RNA of Owenia fusiformis, 1204 nucleotides long. NCBI's taxonomy places the organism in Eukaryota, Metazoa, Annelida, Polychaeta, Sabellida, Oweniidae. The record is from the annotation of a GenBank genome assembly.
GAUAAAUUUAAUCUACAAUAGCACGAUGACUCGGAAGGAGUAUAUCUUGUUUAUCACUAUGGUGAUAUUCUGUAAGCAAAUCCACGUGAGUCACAGUAGAGAAUGCUAUACCAAACAUUCAACAGCACACUGUAGAGAAAGUGAACACAACUGCCCAUAUACAUAUUGGUGCAGUGAUAGUGAAGACAAGGCAUGUUGUCAAGAUAGGGAAAUUACGAAAGCUCUGAUACGUGACGAAGCAAUAAGGGAUGAAAAUGGAGAGGUUAAGAGUUGUAUUAAUGAGGCAUGUCCCAAGGGCCAAAAAUGUACUUCAAAGUUGGUGGAGGGAUAUGAACGUUACAAAUACUGUGUUCCCUCUUCAUCAGGCCGACAAUGCUAUGAUACAGAAGGCCAGUUACACACAACAGACAUCUGGAUAAGUAAAAGAGAUCGUUGCAACAAAUGUCGCUGCAGAAGAAAUGGAAAGAGAAGAUGUUCGAUGAAGUCAUCAUGCCGAAAGUGUAAUGUGACACUGCAGAAUCGGGAGAAUAGGAUUGUUCGACGCGGUUUUGAAUUUUGGAAAGACAAAUGUACAAAAUGUAUGUGUAAAUCUAAAAAAAUCAUCGAGUGCGAAGAAACUUGCAACAAAAGGCUCCCUUAUAUAAACCAAUGCAGUGUGUGUGUGAAGGACAAAAACUAUAAUGAAAUCUCCCUAUGCUGCAAUGCCUGCUAUGGGGAAACAGGUACAACCACUGAUAGAUGCUUCACAACAAAUAAAUUGGAGAUAAGCCCACUGUCUGCAGUCACUGGAUAUAAAGCGCUAUGUGGAGAAUGCGGGGCUGCUGAACAAGCAGGAGUUGAAUGCUUCAACUUCACUGGAGGGUGCAAUGGAUGCGAGGGUUAUACGGUAGCUUUAAAAAGAUGUAGCAGGUUUAAUGCCCAAGAAACUCCCGAAUGCAGCAACAUAUUUUAUGACUGUAUGAAGAAAGCUUGUUUCAUGGCAAGGGGCAGACAAUUACCUUUAACAGACUCUGAUCUUGGAGGAAUUUGUUCAGAUUUUAUAUGUGACAAAGAAAGGAGUGAAACUAAAGAAAACUGUAGCAAUGACUGUAGCAGUGAUGAUCUGCCAUGUCAGCACAAAUAGAUGGCGCAUUUGAUCAUGAACUUACAGAAAUCUUACAUUUGUGCUUCAGGAAAUGCUGGUGGGCUUUCAAGAGGAAUGGGA